Molecule: messenger RNA, 2484 nt
Organism: Hipposideros armiger (great roundleaf bat)
Lineage: Eukaryota; Metazoa; Chordata; Mammalia; Chiroptera; Hipposideridae
Gene: KNCN
Product: kinocilin
Exons: 4
Coding region: 1-375 (124 amino acids)
Cellular component (GO): ciliary basal body; kinocilium; apical plasma membrane
Source: RefSeq, a predicted model, not a curated record
AUGGACCUCCCCAUCAACAUCAGAGACUUUCGCUGCAUGCAGCUGGCCUGUGUGGCCCUUGGCCUGGUGGCAGGCAUCAUCAUCAUUGGUGUCUCCGUGUCCAAGGCUGCAGCUGCCAUGGGUGGUAUCUUUAUUGGCGCCGCUAGUCUGGGGCUCCUCAUCUUGGCCUACCCCUUCUUGAAGGCUCGGCUCAACCUGGACCACAUCCUACCUAAUAUAGGGAGCCUGAGAAUCCACCCCCAGCCAGGGCCAGACCAGGGGGAGGGGAGAUCCAGCACCAAUGGCAAUAAAGAGGGCGUCCGAAGCAGCCUGUCCACCGUGAGCAGAACCCUGGAGAAGCUGAAGCCAGGGAGCCGGGGGACUGGGGAAGACUGAGGCAGGGGCCGAGGGGCUGCCCCUGCCCUGUCCACCCUUCCUGCCCACCACCCUGAUCUCAGAACCCUCCUGGGUCCAAACCAGAGGUGAACCAGGCCCUGGACACACCAGACCUGAAUUCGUCCUGGUGGGAGUUGGGGUCUGAAGCAAGGUGUCAGCUGGAAGCCCCACGGGAGAGACCUUGUUGCAGGUUUUUGACCUGGAUUUUCUCUCUGGACUGCAGCUGAGCCUCCUUUCCUUUUUGAUCUGCUGACUGGUUUCUCUGGAGUUUGGGGCCCAGGGGUACCCAGUUCCUUGCUCCAGCCUGGCCACAGAAGUGAACCAUAGGCCCACAGAAACCACAGACAGGGUCCUGACUAAGCCUGUCAGCCCCCAAGGGGGCUCUAUCGCUCACCAGCUGGAUAGAGGGGCUGGAUCAGAUUCUUUGGGGGAUAUCAAAACUCCAGGCAACCCCUCAGGGACCUUGGCAGCAAUGAAUCAGACAGGGGCAAAUCCUAGACAAAGCGGUCACUGCCAUGAUGGGAGCCAGGUGAGGCAUGAGCCUGGAGGCUUCCAGGAGGAGGUGGCUCCUGAGCUGGGCCCAGCCCUGAGACUCUUGGUGUUGGACCACCAUUCAAGGCUUUUUGUGAUCUGACUCCAGACAAGACUUCCAACCUUUCUUUCUUCUCCCCAACCCUCUCAUGGCUCCUGAACAAUCUAAACACGUUCCAGCCUCCAGACCUUGGCUCAUGUUCUCCUGAAGGCCCCCUGCGCCUCUUUGCCUAUUAAAACCUCCCACCUUUAAAGGCCCAGUUGUGAGAAUCCCCUUAACCAGUGCCUUCCUUGUCCUCUUCCACCAGCCUGUGUCUCCCUCUCUCAACAGCCUCCCGCAGGUCGAAGUCUUCUUUCUCACAAAACGAUUACUAAUCCUAGUUGUAACUACUGUAUGUUGCCCUUUUCCAGUCACCAUCAGGGCACACAGUAGGUGCUCCAUAAAUGUUAAUGGCUUAAAUUUAACAGGGAAAAAAACAAAACAUUCCCCAGGCUUUCCCUAGAGAGCUACUUCAAGACCCCAUGUACCCACAGGAUUUGGGGUGGAGCCUGUGGCCGUGCAGAAAACAUUGCUCCUCCUUCCACACUGCUCUUCAUAUACCUGUGCCCUCAAGGCGGAGCAGUUGUUGGACCUCUAGAGAGACAUCUGCUCCCUGUGGACUCUGUCCUGAUUUGGUGAGCAGAAGACAAGCUAGGAAGAGUCUCAUUCUUGAAGGAUCAGAGCAGAUGAUACCUACUCUCAGAACUUCACUGUGCUCCCACAGCCCCGGGGCCUCCCUCCAUCAUAGCCCACAUCCCUCUGAGUGGCCCUAGUCUAUUUCCCCCUCCUGAGAGUAGGGGGCAGAGGACUAGACACAACAGAAGGUAAAGCCAACCAAAAGUAGGAUAGACUAUCUCACUGUACAGGUGGGAAGGCUAAGGCCCUGCAGGAAAAGGACUCAUCGGGUUCCACGAUGAGCGAUUGUGAAGCCAGGCCUUGCACCCAGGUCUCUUCUCUCUCCCCAUGCAAGACUCUACCCUCUGCUAUUCUCGUCACAGGCCACGGGGAGCAGCUCCCUGACCACGGAAGGACUGACCUCCAUAAAGGGGCUCAAUUUCAUAAACACUGGCCAGUUGUGAAGCCUUUGGUUCCUCUGGUUCCUCCAGCCUGAGCGGAGUCAACUCCCCUCUUCCAUGUCACUCCUCUUCUCCUCCCUCCUGCCUGCUUGCUGUCCUUUCUCCUUUCCUUACUCCCUUCCCUCAACCUCAUUAUCAUCAACAAUAACUCAGGUCUGGUGGCCCUCCUCGAUCAAUAAGGAAACCCUUCUUCCUAUCUUCAAUCCUCACCUGCAGCACCCACAAAAAUGCCCAAGGGUGGGGAGGAUGGGAGUGGGGGAAGUGAAGCCUGAACUGUGGAGAGGGUGGUCCCCCUAUUCAGACAUGCUCUCCCCAAGGCAGGGCUAUUGUAUCCCCAAUGCCUGGCAGGGCAAGACCUAGAGCAAUGGUGGGGAUCCGAAUACAAUAAAUCGAGGAAUGAACACAUAGAAAGGCAAGAGCUAUGUCCAUUGAAAAACUGGGGGGGGGGGGCGGGGAAGAGGG